GAAGGAAGAAGACGAAGAAUUACAAUGUAAACAAGUCGCUAACAUUAACUCGCAUAGGCAUUGUAAAUGUAACAGGCAUAUAUAUAUAUAUAUAUAUAUAUAUAUGCCUGUUUCAGUAGCCAUCAUAUUGCAUAUCGUUUUUUAGUUAAACGCAAACCUGAUCGUAUGGCUCAUUCAUCUGACUGGUUUCAGGAUUUGUUGGUUUCAAUCGUUAUUUACCAGACUAGGUACACGUAAAACAGGACGUUUUAAAUCAUUUAGAUAUACUAACUGUUCGGUAACAAGUCGAGAUGGACUACCUGCUACAGGUGAAGAUAGGUGCGCUCCUAGGUUUGUUGCUCCUAACCCUUUUUUUUGGAUUUAUUCCUGCUCGCAUGAGGUGGUUCAGAGAAACUAGUGGAACAGAGGCCCAUCAGAUGGUACUCAGUUUCAUCAGCUGUUUUGCUGGAGGCGUCUUCCUAGCUGCCUGUCUGCUGGAUAUCAUCCCAGACUACCUGACAGACAUAAAUGCUGAGCUGGCUGCACGGAGGGUGGAUACCAGCUUUCCCCUUCCAGAGUUCAUCAUGGCGGCAGGCUUCUUUACUGUGCUUAUUGUGGAGAGGAUAGUUUUGAACUGCAAACACGAUGCCCAGCAAGGGUCAGACCAGGAGAGAUCACCGCUGAUGCAGGGGAAUGGGCAUGGGCACGGGCAUGGGAGGUCUGCCGACCUAGAGGGCAGUGCCCACCAUGUUCAUGUGGACCUUCAGGCCCACUCCUCUUUUCGGUCUUUCAUGCUCUUCCUUUCGCUUUCCCUCCAUUCUGUAUUUGAGGGUCUGGCGAUUGGGCUUCAGACCACAGACUCAAAGGUAAUGGAGAUCUGCAUCGCCAUUGUGGUCCACAAGAGCAUCAUCGUGUUUAGCCUCUCUGUAAAGCUGGUGCAGAGUACCGUCCCACCUAUAUGGGUGGCGGCCUAUGUGGGUGUCUUUGCCAUGAUGUCGCCAAUGGGCAUUGCAUUGGGCAUUGGGGUUACCGAGGCCCAGCUGACAUCAGGCAUUCUUAUCCAGGCCAUCUUGGAGGGGCUGGCAGCCGGAACAUUUGUUUACAUUACCUUCAUGGAGAUCCUGCCUCAUGAGCUAAACUCCCCAGAGAACCAGCUGCUCAAAGUGUUCUUUAUCCUUCUGGGUUUUAGUGUCAUGGCAGGCCUUACCUUCCUGGGCUGAGAGGACACCAACAACUGCAGCAACUAGCAGGAAUAUGGGUGUGGCUCAUAUGAAUCAUGGGACAUUUAGGCUUGAUAUUGUGAACUGGUGGAGCUGACUCAGGGAGGCUGCCAAAAUAAAACAUUUCACAUUCUGUCAGGGUUAAUGCAGGUGAGACCAGUGCCCGAGGAAUAAUGUUUUAUUUCAGGGUGACUGACUGCUGUUUUUAUUCUGUUUUUAUGAAUGUUUAUUUUGACACAUACAAUGUUAGUAUGAGGUUAGUUUCAUUUUACAAAGUUUCAUUAUUGUAGUAAAAUUGUUUCUACACAUUUGCAUGUUUUCAGUGGUGUUUAUAUUGAGGCAAACCAAUGUCUUUUAAACAUCUUUUCUUUUUUAUCAGUUACUGUUUGUAACUAUUCAGUAAUUAACGAAGAUCACUUGAAAAUAGGUGCUGUUUUCCAAUAUCUGUUCAUUGUCAAAUUAAUCCAAUGCAUCAGUGCCUCAUAUUAUUAAACAGGUCAAGAUUU
Esox lucius (northern pike) is the source of this 1705-nucleotide messenger RNA. RefSeq names its product solute carrier family 39 member 1 (gene slc39a1). NCBI's taxonomy places the organism in Eukaryota, Metazoa, Chordata, Actinopteri, Esociformes, Esocidae. The transcript has 4 exons. Gene Ontology annotation, biological process: zinc ion transmembrane transport. Bases 291 to 1199 code for a protein of 302 amino acids. Gene Ontology annotation, molecular function: zinc ion transmembrane transporter activity. The record is from RefSeq and is a predicted model, not a curated record. Gene Ontology annotation, cellular component: plasma membrane.